AUGUGGAACCUGAAUAUCUCUAUGAAGCCAAGCACCUUCCACAUCUUCUUGGAAAAAGCUCUGGCUAUCUUUGAUUGGAGGUUGCUACAUAUGGUUGAUGGAUUGAACUUCAAGGAAUUUAUUUCUUUUCUCUCUACCUUCAGCGCAAGGGCCAGCCUUCAGCAAAAGAUUGAGUUGAUAUUUAAGGUGUAUGGCAUUGAUGGCAAGGGGAAAGUAUCCUUCAAGGACCUGGGAGAGGUUUCACGGGACCUAACAGGCUCAUCCAUGUCAGAGAAACAAAGAGAGGUCAGGCUCACGUUUCCCCUCCUGCCCGCCGACGCACUGCUUGCAAACAGAAAUGAAGCGUCAAUGAUAUGA
Triticum turgidum subsp. durum (durum wheat) is the source of this 357-nucleotide messenger RNA. The record is from the annotation of a GenBank genome assembly. NCBI's taxonomy places the organism in Eukaryota, Viridiplantae, Streptophyta, Magnoliopsida, Poales, Poaceae.